Messenger RNA from Pseudozyma flocculosa PF-1, 2355 nucleotides. RefSeq lists its product as uncharacterized. Bases 1 to 2355 code for a protein of 784 amino acids. Gene Ontology annotation, biological process: regulation of transcription by RNA polymerase II; chromatin remodeling. Gene Ontology annotation, cellular component: nucleus; SAGA-type complex. The record is from RefSeq and is a predicted model, not a curated record. The transcript is spliced from 2 exons. NCBI's taxonomy places the organism in Eukaryota, Fungi, Basidiomycota, Ustilaginomycetes, Ustilaginales, Ustilaginaceae. Gene Ontology annotation, molecular function: zinc ion binding; transcription coactivator activity; protein binding.
AUGACGGUCAGCCAUCGCAAGAACAAGCCAGCACCGAAAGCGGACAGCGCGUCCGCCACCACCACCGCCGCCGCCGAGCCGGGCGUCCGCUACCACUGCGAUGCUUGCGGCGCCGACAUCACGCUCACCGUCCGCAUUCGGUGUGCUGAACGCUGCCAGGACUUUGACCUCUGCGCCUCGUGCUUCUGCUCAGGCGCGCAGGUGGGCAAGCACCUCGCCUCACAUGCCUACCGCGUCGUGGAGCAGCACACCUACCCCAUCUUCUGCGACGAUUGGGGCGCGGACGAGGAGCUGCUCCUCAUCGACGGCUGCCAGAUCUACGGCCUCGGAAACUGGGCCGACAUCGCCGACCACAUCGGCAACCGCACCAAGGAGGAGGUACAGGAGCACUACAUUCGUGUCUAUGUCGAGGGCCGCGACGGCACAGCUGCGGGCGAUGCGCGGGCGGAAGAGGCGCUGCGGCAGUAUGCCAAAGUGGCCAAACCCACGGUCGAUCCGUUGAUGGAAGAAGGCACGGGCAGCAGGACAGCGCUCCAUCUCCAGGGCGAGGAGCCGCCGGUGGUCGGGCCCUCCUCGAACUUCACGCCUUCCAUCACGCAGGAUGAGUUCCAACAGCGCAAGCGUCGUCGCGUCGAGACGCUCCGCGAGGCGCAGGCGUCCUACUCGCCGCCCAAGUCGGCCAAGCCGCUCGUCUCAGCGCCGACCAACCACAGCGAGCUGGCAGGCUUCAUGCCCGGCCGUCUCGAGUUCGAGCACGAGUACGAGCAGGAGGCCGAGCACCUGAUCAAGGACAUGGAGUUCGGCAAGGUGUACGAGUACGGCGGUGCCGGCAUGCCCAACGAGUGGGAGGCGCUCGGCAGCAAGGGUGCCACCCAGGGCCACCAGAGAAUGGAGGCGAGCGGGCGCGGCGGACCCACCAGCAAGAAGGGCGUCCAGAACGAGGAGGGCGAGGCAGAAGAGGGCCAGCAGCCCAAGGACGACGACGACGGCAGCGCCGACAAGGACAAGGACAGCGACAGGGAUAAGGAUGCCGAGCCCGAGGACCGGGCCGCCGACUGGGACGAGGACCCGAUCGACCUUCACCUGAAGCUCACGGUGGUCCAGAUGUACAACGAGAGGCUCGACCGCCGAGCUCGACGCAAGCGCUUCAUGUUCGAGCGCAACCUGGUCGACUACAAGCGUAACCUCGCCGCCGAAAAGCGGCGCAUCAAAGAGGAGCGCGAGCUGCUGGCGCGGACAAAGCACUUUGCCCAGAUGCAGACGGCGCUCGACUACGAGGACUUCCUCAACGGCCUCUGCUAUGAGGAGGCAUUGAUACGAGCGGCCGCGCAGCUGCAGGGCUAUCGGAAGAUGGGCAUCCUGACGCUCGACGAGGCGGCCGCCUACGAGCGCGAAAAGGCGGAGCGGGCAAAGCGCGCGGCCAACAUUGCCGAGGGCGGGCUUGCCGCAUUCCCGGCCGCCGGUGCCAGCGGGCGUCAGCGCAGCGAGGUCGUCCGUGCCCGGCAACGCGAGACGAGCACACCGGCGCCGCUCGACGAUCUGCCGCUCGCCUCUGGCUCCGGUGCCACGCCGGCCGCCGCGGCCCCACCUUCCGCCAAAGAGGCGGCUCCGUCCAAGAAGGAGAAAAAGGACAAGGAAGACAAGGACAAGGAGCCCAAGGCGCCGCGGAAGCCCCCGCAGCCGCUCGACCUGGCCUCUUCGCCCUCGCUCCACCUGCUCACGCCGGACGAGGCGCAGCUGUGCUCAACACUGCGCAUCCUGCCGCAGCCCUUCCUCAUCAUCAAGUCGACGCUGAUCGCGGCCUUUUUGGCCCGCGGCGGCAAGCUGACGCGGCGCGAGUGCCGCACGCUGGUCAAGAUUGAUGUCAACAAGCUGGGCAAGGUGUGGGACUUUUUCAACGACAUGGGCUACUUUGACGCGGCGCGCGAGGCUGGCUGGACGGGAGGCGUGGGCAGCCCGCCACGGCCGGACAAGAGCAAGGACGGCGCCAACGGCGGGCCGAGCAAGCCGGACUGGCUCAACGGCAGGAUGGCCAUGUCGGCAUCGUACUCGUUUGGGCCGAGCCCGGCCGUCGACUCGCGCGACGGCCCUCCGGGCGGCCUCGCCGCGUCCGCCGCCAGUACGGCGGUCAGUCCAAAUGGCCUGCCUAACGGAUUCGGAGGCUCCUUCAAGCAGCACUCUCAGGCCACCCAGGCGCAGCAACAGCAGGCCCUGCUCAGCCACAACGGCCGAGGCGCGCCGCUCGUCGCUGCGCCGGGCAUGGCGUCGGGACCCACGCCACCGAUGAGCUCGGGCGGGCGCGGAUCACAGAGCCCGCGGAAGAGCGAAAAGUGGCGGCCCACCGCCGCCGUCUGA